Molecule: messenger RNA, 637 nt
Organism: Balaenoptera acutorostrata (minke whale)
Lineage: Eukaryota; Metazoa; Chordata; Mammalia; Artiodactyla; Balaenopteridae
Product: RNA guanine-N7 methyltransferase-activating subunit-like protein
Exons: 1
Coding region: 103-459 (118 amino acids)
Biological process (GO): RNA 5'-cap (guanine-N7)-methylation
Molecular function (GO): RNA binding
Source: RefSeq, a predicted model, not a curated record
GCUGAAGGGGUCCGGAGGUCCUGUGACGGUGUUCUGGGCCGGAGAUCUAAACAAUCUAAACAUUAAACAGUACAGCUGCCUCAAAUCCCUGGGAAUUUCAGAAUGACUGACACUUCUGAAGCUGUUCCAAAUUUUGAAGAGAUGUUUGCCAGUAGAUUCACAGAAGAUGACAAAGAGCACCAGGAAUACCUGAAACGCCCUCCUGAGUCCUCUCCAAUUGUUGAGGAAUGGAAUAGCAGAGCUGGUGGGAACCAAAGAAAUAGAGGCAGUCGGUUGCAAGAUAACAGACAGUUUAGGGGUAGGGAUAGCAGACGGGGGUGGCCAAGUGACAAUCGAUCCAAUCAGUGGCAUGGACGAUCCUGGGGUAACAAUUACCCGCAGCACAGACAAGAAUCUUACUACCCCCAUCAAUAUGGACACUAUGGUUACAACCAACGGCCUCCCUAUGGCUACUACUGAUAGAAAUGUCAGCAGCUUUUAGUAAAACCAUUUACUCUGUUAACAUGACAAAAGUUUAUGUUGUAUUUUCUGUUGGUCAUAGUUUUACAUCUGAUUGUAGAGAGUGGAUUGAUUUUUUGGAACUUGAGACAUUUUUUAAAUUAGAUCUUACUGGAGAGAUAUGAUGGCUGCUGGAAAU